Messenger RNA from Megalobrama amblycephala (Wuchang bream), 6909 nucleotides. RefSeq lists its product as uncharacterized. Gene Ontology annotation, biological process: DNA integration. The transcript has 2 exons. Bases 830 to 6631 code for a protein of 1933 amino acids. Gene Ontology annotation, molecular function: nucleic acid binding. The record is from RefSeq and is a predicted model, not a curated record. Lineage: Eukaryota; Metazoa; Chordata; Actinopteri; Cypriniformes; Xenocyprididae.
CCUUUCAGAGGUGAGGAUGUGCUGGUUUGUGUUUUUGUAUAACUCAAUAUGUAAAAUCACAUUAAUGAUCAACUAAAUGCUGUGAAAAUAGCAGCUAAUGUCUAUUGCAUAUAUAGAUAUUCAUAUGUGAAUGAGGUUAUGAAGGGAAUGAGGCAGUAGAGGGCGAUACUGAUUAUUCCUUAAAUAUCUGCCACACAUCUUCCUCUUGGAGCUCGUGGACAUGCUGGAAAUCACUAGAAUGAGAGUUGAGGUCUGGACUGUGUUCUGAUAGAGGACUGUGUGUGUUCAUCAAGUGGAAGUUGAUUUGAUUGUUUUGCUGCUUGAGGUUUCUGCAACUAUUUAUGAGUGUUUGAUGUUUUUAUACUUGUGAUUUAUGUCAGUGUGCAGGACUGUGUUGAUUUAGAUUUUGAUGGGACUUAUUUUAUGUAUAUCUACGCUCAGGACUUUAAUUUUGAAAAGAUGUCACAAUUAGCCUCUUAGUUCAGGAAGCAGGAAGUACUAGUUGUACUACAAAAGUUUAGAAAAAUUGUGGUAGCUGUGACAUCCCCAAACAUCAUCUUUCUUUGCAUCUGUUAAAUGCAAUGUCUUUUCACAGUUGAAUCAUAAACUUCAUAAACGACUUGAUGUCUCCAGCGAGGUUUUUUGAGUCACUGUUUAACUUACUGGAUAGUUAGAUGCUAGAGAAUUCUAACAAGGCCAGUACAGUGAAAAGACAUUAAUACAACAGACUGAGAAGGACGCUCAAGAAUUGUGUGGAAUCAAGAUUUAGACAUUCCAAAGACUCUGUCACAUCAAUCUAAUUUUUCUGCAUAUCAAGUCCUAUAUAAGCAUGGCAGAAGGUCAGACAGACUCAGCAGAUCUUAAAGGCACAGCCGAAGAGGUGCACUCUGUCAGCGUACAUUCCUCAAAAGCAUCCAGUCGUUCCUCAAGAGCAUCCAGUCGUCACUCAAGUGCCAGCAUAGCGGUCUUUAAAGCAAGAGCAAAAGCAGAAGCCGCGCAAGCCAGAGCAGCGUACGCUAAAAGAGAAAUAGAAUUGAAAGUUGAACAGGCACGUCUUCAAGCAACACAGGAGGCUUUGCAAGAGGAAAAAGAAAAAGAUGCUGCUUUAGCAGAAGCUCAUGUACUGGAGGAAGCAUUGUUAGAAACGGAGCGUAGCGCAGCCAGUAGAGUAUCAGUUCCUGUUCCCAUCGAGGACAGUCGAAGUCGAACAGCAGAUUAUGUGAAAACACAAUCUAAGGUCAGUAGUGGUACACUGCCAUCUAGUGGACGGAAAGAAAUGCAACCAGCAGUUCAAGCUUCUCACAUUGUAAGUCCAAUUAAAAGUGAAUCAGAUUUCAAGGACUUACCAAUUAGUUCACAAAUCAUGGAUUUUGGUGCAGACAUGUCUCAGAAUGUCACCAGAAUGCAGUCUCCUUAUCACUACCAAAUGCAGAGUAGACCUCCUGAUAAAGAAGAUUCCUUGUCCAUUACCUAUGACCUCGCAAAGUAUUUAGCUCGUACGCAGCUUGUGUCAGCAGGGCUUACUUACUUUGAUGACAAGCCCAUUAACUACUGGGCAUGGAAAUCAUCUUUCCAAGGUGCUAUUUCUGGUCUUGGUCUUUCUCCUGCAGAAGAGCUUGAUCUCUUAAUUAAAUACCUGGGUAGAGAAUCUUCUGAGCAUGCACGGAGACUGAAAGCUGUUCAUAUCAGAAAUCCAUCAGCUGCGCUAAUAAUGACAUGGCAGAGACUUGAGGAAAUAUACGGUUCUCCAGAAGCAAUUGAGCAUGCUCUUUUUGCUAAACUUGAAAACUUUCCCAGAGUGACAAACAAAGACCCACAAAAGCUUCGAGAUUUAGGAGACAUCCUCUCAGAACUAGAAGCUGCUAAGCUUGAAGGAUACUUACCAGGUCUGGCAUACUUGGACACUUCUAAGGGAGUGAAUCCUAUUGUGGAGAAACUUCCAUAUAACAUUCAAGAGAAGUGGAUGUCAUUUGGAUCCAAAUAUAAGCAAGAAUAUCAUGUUGCUUUUCCACCUUUCUCAGUGUUUGCAAAUUUUGUUCGUUCAGAAGCAAAAGCACGUACAGAUCCGAGUUUCAGUACAUUUCCUCACACGAAAUAUGAGAAAGGAGAAAGAUUUGAGAGACAAACACAAAUGCCAAUAUCUGUUCACAAGACUCAAGUUAAUCCUUCAACUAAAGUCAGAUCUGAACAGGGAAAGAGAUCAGUUAGCCCGAACAAAAGCUGCCCAAUACAUGGAAAACCUCAUCCAUUGAGAAGAUGCAGAGGGUUUAGAGAAAAGUCUCUACAAGAUAGAAUGCAAUUCUUGAAAGAGCAGUCUGUGUGUUACCGUUGCUGUUCUUCUACAGACCACUUUGCCAAAAACUGCACCGUAGAAGUUCAGUGCAAAGAGUGUGGUAGUGACCGUCACCCCUCGGCACUUCAUCCAGGUCCUGCACCCUGGAAAUCUCAGGCAUCUACCCCUUCCUCAGACUAUGGCGGGGAGAAUGACAAAUUAUCUAGUCAUGAGGUUACAUCUGAAUGCACAGAAGUCUGCGGAGAAGGUCUGAGUGCACGGUCUUGUUCAAAAAUUUGUCUCGUUUCUGUCUAUCCAGCCGGACAAAAAGAGAAAUCAAAGAGGAUGUAUGCUAUCCUGGAUGAGCAAAGCAAUCGCUCUUUGGUGAGAAAAGAUUUUUUUGACAUCUUCAACAUCAAAACAAGUCCAUUGCCCUACACACUGAAAACAUGUGCAGGCCUUUUAGAGACAGCAGGUAGAAGAAUUUCUGAUUUUGUUGUGGAGUCCAUUGAUGGAAAGAUAAGUCUACCUCUCCCUACUCUUCUAGAAUGUAAUCAGAUUCCAAACAAUCGUGCAGAGAUUCCAACUCCUGGUGUAGCAUUCCAUCACAGCCACCUGAGACAUAUUGCACAGGAAAUACCACCUCUCGACUGCGAUGCUGAGAUUCUUCUUUUACUGGGCAGAGACAUCCUGCAAGUACACAAAGUACGCAAACAAAUUAAUGGCCCAAAUAGCGCCCCCUUUGCUCAAAAACUGGAUUUGGGCUGGGUUGUCGUCGGGGAUGUGUGUCUCAAAGGAGCUCAUAGGCCCACUUCAGCUCAUACUUUCAAGACUUUCGUCUUAGAAAAUGGCCGUCACAGCUUUCUGAGUCCAUGCUACAGUCAAAUCAAGGUAAAAGAGAAGUUGGGUGUUAAUUCACAGCAGCAACAACCUCUAGAAUCCACAUCUGAGGAUUCCGUUCUGUUGGUGCCUGAUGGUGAAAGCAUUGGUCAUUCGGUUUUCUCUUACACUGCAAAUGAUCAUAAGAUGGCUCCAUCUGUGGAAGACACUAGGUUUCUCCAGAUUAUGGACAAAGAAUUUUUUCAGGACAGCGGCAACAGUUGGGUUGCUCCACUACCUUUUCGUGAGCCCAGACAAAGUCUACCCAACAACAAAGACUACGCGUUGAAACGUCUUCUUGUGCUGCGACACACUCUGAGCAAGCGACCGCAAAUGAAAGCACACUUCCUGGAUUUUAUGAAGAACUUGCUAAAAAAUGAACAUGCUGAGAUUGCACCGUCUCUUCAGCAAGGUCAAGAAGUGUGGUACCUGCCGCUGUUUGGGGUGUAUCAUCCUAAAAAACCUGACAAAAUUCGAGUUGUCUUCGAUUCAAGUGCACCAUAUGAGGGAGUUUCACUGAACAGUGUACUUCUCACAGGCCCUGAUUUGAAUAACAGCCUGAUAGGGGUCCUGAUGAGAUUCCGUAAAGGGUCUGUGGCUAUUACUGCUGACAUACAGCAUAUGUUCCAUUGUUUUCUGGUUAGGGAGGACCAUAGGAAUUAUCUUAGGUUCCUGUGGUACAGAAACAAUGACCUUGACAGUGAAAUCGUGGACCACAGAAUGCGUGUGCAUGUUUUCGGGAAUAGCCCAUCACCAGCUGUGGCUAUUUAUGGUCUAAGGAGAGCGGCUAAAGAACAUGAAGAGAGUUUCGGCAGUGACACCAGAAAGUUGGUGGAAAAGGAGUUCUAUGUUGAUGACAUGCUGAAAUCAUGUGCUACACAGGCAGAGGCGAUCGACCUUCUCAAGCGUACACAAGAGAUGCUUGCAGUGUCUAACCUUAGACUGCACAAGAUUAUCUCUAACUGUCCAAACGUGAUUGAAGCCUUUCCUUUAGAAGAUCGUGCCGAGGGCAUUAAAGAUCUACAACUUUUCUCUAAUGGCCUUCCCAUCCUACGUAGCCUUGGUGUGUCCUGGAAUGUUGCAACAGACUCUUUCAUGUUUCAUGUUUCGGAUGAUGACAAGCCUUUCACUCGGAGAGGGGUCCUAUCUACUGUAAAUGGCUUGUAUGACCCUCUUGGAUUCCUUGCGCCUGUUACCAUACAAGGGAGAUUACUGUUGAGGGAACUUACCAAACAAGGUGAGGGCUGGGAUUCCCCUUUGCCAGAGGACAUGGAGGCUGAAUGGAGAAAAUGGAAAAAUUCUCUUCAAGAUUUGAAAAAGCUUCAAAUACCACGUGUUUGCACAUCCAUUCCUCUGACUGAUGUCCAAAGUAAAGAACUUUGUGUUUUUGCGGACGCAUCAGUUAAAGCCAUUGCUGCUGUAGGAUACCUGAAGGUAACAGAUCAACAAGGUCACACGGAUGUUAACUUCUUAUUUGGAAAAUCCAAAUUGGCACCACAGCCAGACAUUACUGUCCCAAGACUGGAGUUGUGUGCUGCUGUAUUAGCAGUGGAGAUUGCAGAGAUGAUUGUAGAAGAGAUGGACAUGACCUUUGAUCACAUCUGGUAUUAUACUGACAGUAAAGUAGUACUAGGCUACAUCCAUAAUCAAACACGGAGGUUCUAUGUCUAUGUGAACAACAGAAUUCAACGAAUCCAUAAAUCCAGUUCACCUGCACAAUGGCGAUAUGUUCCCACAGGACUUAACCCAGCAGACCAUGGAUCCAGAUCUGUGCCUGCAGCACUCUUGGGUACCAGUUCAUGGCUCACGGGCCCACACUUCUUGCAUAAUUCUCAGCUUCGACCUGAAUCACAAGAAUCAUUUGAGCUUGUGGAUCCUACCUCAGAUUCUGAAAUACGCCCACAAGUGUGUUCGAACCUUACUGAAGUUCCAAAGUUUACAUGGAACUCCGUGAGAUUCAGUAGAUUCUCUAACUUUAACACUCUCAUAAGAGCAAUAGCACGUCUGAUUCACAUUGCCAAUUCUUUCUCCAAACGUUCACAAGAUGAUAGUUGCAGAGGAUGGCAUAUCUGCAGCAAAGGUCCAUCUAAAGAAGAGCUGGAGAAAGCAAAAAUUCUUGUUUUGAAGGGUGCGCAAUACGAGAGUUAUCCAACGGAGAUUAAGAGCAUCACUGCAACUCACAACCUUCCUCGUAAGAGUGUGUUGAGGAAACUAUCUCCUGUACUUGACAGCAACGGCUUACUUCGAGUAGGGGGUCGUAUUAAAAGGUCUGAUCUGGAAACUUGUGAAGUUAACCCUAUCAUUAUCCCGGGUACACAUCAUGUGGCAACAAUGAUUGUGCGACAUUAUCAUGAGGCUGUGAAGCAUCAAGGCAGACACUUUACAGAAGGUGCUGUCAGAGCUGCUGGAUUUUGGCUAGUAGGAGGUAAGAAGUGCAUACGUGGUCUGCUUUUUAAGUGUGUAACAUGCAAGAAGCUGCGAGGGAAGACUGAACAUCAGCAGAUGUCAGAUUUGCCAGUGGAACGGUUGACAGUAGCUCCACCCUUCACCUAUGUGGGUGUUGAUGUCUUCGGGCCAUGGGAAGUGACGGCCCGUAAGACCAGAGGAGGUCAAGCUAAUUCCAAGAGGUGGGGAGUUAUGUUUGCAUGUAUGUGCACGAGAGCCAUCCACAUUGAAGUAAUCGAAGCAAUGAGCUCUAAUUGUUUCAUCAAUGCCUUAAGGAGAUUUUUCGCGAUCAGAGGGCCAGUUAAACAACUACACUCGGAUCGUGGCACAAAUUUCGUUGGAGCUUCUCGAGAACUCAAAAUGGAUGAAACUUGUGUCAGUUCGGAGGAUGUGCAGAAAUAUCUGAAAGAACAGCAUUGCACCUGGAUAUUCAAUCCACCUCACGCCUCUCAUAUGGGUGGUCACUGGGAGCGAAUGAUCGGGAUUGCUCGUCGCAUUCUUGAUUGCAUGUUACUUAAUGAGAAAUCUUCCCGUCUCACACAUGAGGUCUUGACCACGUUCAUGGCGCAAGUUACUGCAGUGAUGAAUUCACGACCUUUAAUCCCAGUGUCCUCCGACCCAGAAUUUCCCUUUAUUCUCACCCCUGCUACUCUUUUGACACAAAAGACAGGUGCAACACCUCCCCCACCUGGAAACUUUGAGAAUAAUGAGUUGCUUAAAGAACAAUGGAAACAAGUACAAAGAUUAGCUGACAUCUUCUGGACAAGAUGGAAAAAGGAAUACCUCAGUACUUUGCAAUCCCGACGAAAGUGGCAAGACAGAAAAACUAAUUUGAAAGAAGGGGAUAUUGUCUUGGUAAAGAACAUUCAAGUUAACAGAAAUGAGUGGCCAAUGGCAAUCGUUGUGAAAACGUCACCAAGCAAAGAUGGAUUGGUAAGGAAAGUGGAUGUUAAAGUGACUAAGGAUGGCAUUCAAAAAAUCCUGUCACGUCCUAUCUCCGAACUUAUCCUCCUACUGUCGCCUGAUAAGUUAUAAAUCGAUUUGGGAUUCUUAAAAUCCCAGAAGGGGAGUGUGCACGACUGUGUUGAUUUAGAUUUUGAUGGGACUUAUUUUAUGUAUAUCUACUCUCAGGACUUUAAUUUUGAAAAGAUGUCACAAUUAGCCUCUUAGUUCAGGAAGCAGGAAGUACUAGUUGUACUACAAAAGUUUAGAAAAAUUGUGGUAGCUGUGACAUCCCCAAACAUCAUCUUUCUUUGCAUCUGUUAAAUGCAAUGUCUGUAAGUACACAGUGUUCAUUUCUUGUGUGAUAUGUU